UAGACAAAUUUUGUCAAGGUAUAUUUACAUAACGAUUUGUUGUUCGUGCCACGAAGUUAUUGGUUUCGCAUCGAUGGGAGUAAUUAGCUACUCUCGUUCGACUUGGACUCACACACAUGCAACGAUUUCUCACCGUCCCAAACAUUCCAACACUCGCUGUCAUACACUUCGUUCACGGUUGAGCCAAUUACGCUCUCUUGCUUCUUUCAUCCAUUCCAAGCUCUAUCAGGGGCGGGUGAGUUCUUCAUCUCAGUGUGCCAAUUUCUCCUGCGAUGAUUGGGGAAAAUAUUGCUCGCUCCAUUGUUUCCACCACUAUGGGGUAGGUGUUGACAUCGGGAAGGCUUUGCGUGUCUGGUUCAGUACCCACGGACCCACUAUUAAAUUCAGCCAGAUUUUGAUGAUUCGACCACUUGCUUUUGUGAGACCCCCUAGUAUCAACAAUGUUGUUUCGCAACGUCUUUGCACUCGCUUUAGUUUCUGUUGUCUUCGCCAAUCCAUUCGGCAAGAGGCAGGGAACGGACACCAAUGCUCAAAUCCUCCCUCCCUUGGACACUCUGGCGUCGAAAGUCGGCGUGAUUAUACCUGAAAUUCAACUCUUGCAGGUAUCUCACCAAGCUAACGAUACUAGCAUCGGAGCGCAGAUCGAAAUGCUGAUCGCGGCAUGGAACACUACCGCGAGUGCCCUCAGCGGCAUUCCUCCGAGUAUUGGAAGCAACACCACUACUCCCACCGACAACGACCUCGCCGUGAGCCUCGGUGAUUCUCUAUCGAAAGUUACCUCUGGUCUCUCCGCCCUCACCCCCGCUAUCGUUCCGGAUAUCAAUACUUUGCUGACAUCGCUUGACGGUCCGAUUGCUGCUACUGUUGAUGCGUUCAACGCCAGUGCCCCAGCUCAAUCCUCGACUUUCGUGCACAUCCUGAUGCUUGAUGCGAGGCAAUUCUUCGCAGACGAGAAUAUGACCCAGACACUGGCGGCACUUGGUUUCUGAGGUAUAUCACUCUGCGGUGUCUUGCAGGUUCCCAAAAACAAC
Messenger RNA from Lentinula edodes (shiitake mushroom), 1031 nucleotides. RefSeq lists its product as uncharacterized. The coding region runs from base 441 to 989 and encodes 182 amino acids. The record is from RefSeq and is a predicted model, not a curated record. Lineage: Eukaryota; Fungi; Basidiomycota; Agaricomycetes; Agaricales; Omphalotaceae. The transcript is spliced from 5 exons.